UCCUUAUGCUCACGCUAUUGUCUAUGGGUGGCAAGUUUUUGCAUUGAUUAACAAUAUGUACGCAUUGCUCUUCUUAGAUUUGUUGAGUGUACACAUCUUUUUUCCAGCUGGCUGCCAACAUGAAGAUCCUGUGUGUGGAGCUGCGUUGCAUGUCCAAGCUCAAUCGUCACGAUGUGGCACUUUAUCGUUUCGAGCUGCGACGCAUUUGCAUAUUUCACCAGAGGAUCCUUAGCCUUGUGGAGCUCACCAACGAAGUAUUCUAUGGACCCAUGAUCAUGCAGAUGAUCGUGUCCUUUUUCUUGAUCUCCUUGUCCACAUUUAUCUCGCUGGUGGCUCGUCAUGAUCCCUCAGUGGCCGCAAGAUUCAUGCUCUUUAUGGUGCUCAGCUUUUUGCAUCUAUCCUACUGGUGCAUCGCUGGCAACAUGGUCAACGAACACGCUUUCAAUGUGGCAGGAGCUGCAUUUGAUGCCUACGAGUGGUCGCCACCUGUGCCGGAGAUUCAGCGUGAUAUCGGAUUCAUAAUACGACGGGCACAGAAAUCACUCUCAAUGGGUGCAGCUCCUUUUCCGCCCUUAAAUCUCACUAGUUACAUGGCUAUACUUAAGCAAUGCUACAGCAUACUCACAUUGAUGUUGGAGAGCCUGGAUUAAAUACUAUUGAAAACACUUAACAACGUAUUUAAAAUGCACCUGCUUAAUAUUAUUCUUGUUGCACAUAAUACUCAAUAAAAUACACAA
Molecule: messenger RNA, 737 nt
Organism: Drosophila sulfurigaster albostrigata
Lineage: Eukaryota; Metazoa; Arthropoda; Insecta; Diptera; Drosophilidae
Product: odorant receptor 65a-like
Exons: 3
Coding region: 120-650 (176 amino acids)
Biological process (GO): detection of chemical stimulus involved in sensory perception of smell; sensory perception of smell
Cellular component (GO): plasma membrane
Molecular function (GO): odorant binding; olfactory receptor activity
Source: RefSeq, a predicted model, not a curated record